CGGCGCCAGAUGGAGGGAAGGAGGAAGUGAGGGCAGGAGAGGAGUCAGUGUGGAGUGCCAUGGUGCCACGCUAGGCAGGUAGACACGCGUGCCACCCUUAGCUUGGUGCCACGAGACCCUGGCGAGAGAGGAAGGACAUCAUACACAACGAAGGAGAGGGAGAGAAAGAAAACGGCGUGGUAAGAGGGGAACUGAAGGAGAUCAUAGAAGAGGAAGAGAGGAUCAACUCCCACUAAAACCGUAACCAUGGCGGAGGACCCUUACCAUGUAGACGUGAUGUACGACUGGUUCAAGUACAGUAUGACCAAGGCGCCCCCUCACAUCAUAGAUCAGAAGGAAUCGAGGAAGUGGAAUAUUGAAUACGUGGAACCCUAUGGCAGGUGCACCAUCGCCACGCGGGACAUCGCUGAGGGGGAGGUCAUCUUCGUGGACCACCCCAUCGUGACGGGGCCCAAGCAGACCACGGACCUCAUCUGCCUCAGCUGCUACAGACAACUCGACUCCUGGGACGCCUGCCAAUGCUCCAAGUGUGGGUGGCCGCUGUGCUCCAAGGAGUGCGAGACGCGAGGCCACCACCCCCUCGAAUGCCGUGUGUUCGCGGCGGCGGGGUACAAGCCGAAGAAGAGCGACUUUAGCGAGGAUAUAUUCAUGUACGAGUUUAUGCUGCCUCUCAGAUGUUUUUGCCUGAGCUCGACGGACCCCAAGAAGUGGGCGACGAUGAUGGCCAUGGAGAGCCACAAUGACCUGAGGCGCGGCACGGAGCUUUGGGAGAGGGAGCAGUUAAACGUUGUGGACUACCUUCGCGGCAAACUGAAGCUGAAGGCAGACGAAGAACUCCUACACUCCAUCACCGGGAUUCUGGACGUCAACUGUCAUGAAGUUCGCAGCAACAUACCUGGCACCAAGGAGCAGUACUUCAUCCGCGGCGUGUACCCCCUCUGCGCCAUGAUGUCCCACUUCUGCCGCAACAACACGCACCACACGCUGAUGGACGACAUGACCAUGGUGGUGAUCGCCUCCACGCCCAUCAAGAAGGGCGAGCAGAUCACAGCCACCUACACACACAUACUCUCCGCCACCACCGAGCGCCGCAAACACCUCCGCUACGGGAAGUUCUUCGACUGUGCGUGUGCCCGGUGCAGCGACCCCACCGAGCUCGGGACUUACUUCGGGGCCCUCAAGUGCUCGCAGCCCGGAUGUGGCGGCUCCAUCCUGUGCACCGACCCGCUGAUCCCCACCAACGAUGCUCCCUGGGCGUGCGACAGGUGCAAAUAUCAGGUGGCCUCGGUGACGGUGGAGCGGCUCAACAAGAUGGUGUACUGGGAGCUGCGGGAGGCGGGCGAGGAGGACCCGGCCAAGAUUGAGGCGCUGAUCCGGAAGUACCAGUAUGUGCUGCACCCCCAACACUUCCAUAUGGUGGGGAUGAAGCACACGCUGUCCCAGAUGUACGGUCGGCUGCCGGAGUACUCGCUGGGGGCCCUGACGGAGGCGCAGCGCAGGCGGAAGGUGGAAUGCUGCCGGGACCUCCUGCGGGUGCUGGAGGUGAUAGACCCGGGGAUAUCCAGGCUGAGAGGCCUCACUCUGUAUGAGCUCCACGCGCCCUUGCUGCUGGAGGCCAACCAAGCCUUCCAGCGCACCAGCAUCACGCGGCGGGAGUUCCUGACGAAGCUGCGUCAGGCGGAGGAACACCUGGACCGCACGGUGUACUGCCUCAAGCACGAGCCGCUGUCUUCGGCCGAGGGGGAGGUGUGCAAGAUCGCCCGCAACUCACUGGUGGAGCUCCGCAAAUGGAUAAACACAGUCACCACCCUCCCGGACUCCUACUUCCUGCCCGAGGAGGUGGAGAAGGUCACGGCCGCCUCGCUCAUCCGCUCCGACGAAGACCUCACCCUCGAGUCCCUCCUUAGGUCCCUCGAAGAGCAGUGAGGGCGAGGGGGAGGGAGGAGAAAGUGAGGUUUGAGGGUGAGGUUGUGGUAUGUUCGGGGUGGAAGAAGAGGAGAAGGAGGAAGAAGGAGAUGAUGAUGAUGAUGGAGACGAAGAAUAUGAAGAUGAAGAAGAAAAAGAAGAUAAAGAAGAUGAAGAACAGGAACAAGAACGAGGAGAACAAGAAAGAAGAUAACAGGAGCAAGAACAAGACAAUAAGAACAAGAACAAGAAUAAUAUGAAGAUUAAGAAUAUGAUCAUGAAGAAGAAGGACAAAGAAAAAAGAUGAAAAAGAAGAAAGAAAAGAUGAAGAAGAAAAAGAAAAAGAAGAAGAAGAAGAAGAAAAAGAAAAAGAAAAAGAAAAAGAAAAAGAAGAAG
Eriocheir sinensis (Chinese mitten crab) is the source of this 2301-nucleotide messenger RNA. RefSeq names its product SET domain-containing protein SmydA-8-like. Lineage: Eukaryota; Metazoa; Arthropoda; Malacostraca; Decapoda; Varunidae. Gene Ontology annotation, molecular function: protein binding. The transcript is spliced from 13 exons. The coding region runs from base 247 to 1926 and encodes 559 amino acids. The record is from RefSeq and is a predicted model, not a curated record.